UCCGACCCGGUUAGACCCGGAACCGGUACCGGAGCCCCGCUGCUCUGUCGGAACCAGCGGUGCUGAUGCUUCGCGGCGGGUCAGAGAGCAGAAAGAGGCGCUUUUUAGGUUGUUACGUAGAAGAUGAGUGGCGGGAACGUCGUGACGUCAGCGGAAAGAAAAGAAGUCGGCGGGUAUAAAUGCGUGACGUUCGGCUGGAUGCGGUGAUUCACACUGAGAGCGGAGCGGAGGAAAACAUCAGCUCAGGAAACAACAACAACAACAAUAAUAACGAUAAUAAUCAGUUAUUGAUCCGGAUCCAUCGAUCAGGUUCUCAGCAAACUUUCCUCUGAAGAUUUUAACUUUUUUCUUCAGAAACUUUGAAGAUUUCUGUUCAGAGGCGGCCAUGAUGGCGGUCAUGUUGGCCACGCCCCCGGCGCCCUACGACUUCGACUCCAUGCAGCCGUGUUUCUUCCUGGGCGGAGACGAUGAGGACGUCUUCCCCAGCCAGCUCCUCCCUGGUCCCGGCGAGGACAUCUGGAAGAAGUUUGAGCUCCUGCCGACGCCGCCCAUGUCCCCCAGCCGGACCCCGCCCCGUUCGGACCCGCCGCUGUCCGCCGCCGACCACCUGGAGGCGCUGUCGGACCUGCUGGACGAGGAGCUCCGCCCCUCCGCCGCGCUGCAGUCCUUCAUCAUCCAGGACUGCAUGUGGAGCAGCAGCUUCGCCGCAGCCGCCAAGCUGGAGCGGGUCGUGUCCGAGCGGCUGGCGUGUCUCCGGACCCGGCAGAACCCAACCGACACCAGCGGGCUGGCGGCUGGUUCUGAUGCACGAGACGAGACCGGGUACCUGCAGGGUGUGGCGGCGGCGUGCAUCGACCCUUCUGAGGUGCUCCCCUUCACGCUGACGGGCCAGAACCAGAACCAGACCCACGACAAUGGAGUGGCGAUGGAGGUCGGGUCAGAGUUGAGUCUGGAGACGCCGCCGCUCAGCAGCAGCAGCGAAUCAGAGGAGGAAGAGGAGGAUGGUGAGGAAGAAGAGAUUGACGUGGUGACGGUGGACAGACGGAGGACGUCCCAUCAGUCCCCUCUGGUCCUCAAACGCUCCCUCAUCGACAUCCAGCAGCACAACUACGCCGCCCCGCAGCCUGCUGGGAAACGGCCCAGGUCGACAGAGAGCACCGCGAUGUCGCCGCUGGCGACGGCGGCGAGGCAGAGGUGCGGCGGUCGGCGCUGCUGGAGCCCGCGGUCGGACAGCGAGGACGAGGACAGACGCAGGACUCACAACGUGCUGGAGCGACAGCGGCGCAGCGAGCUGCGGCUCAGCCUGCUGGCGCUGAGGGAGCAGAUCCCGGCGCUGGCCGCCAACCACAAGGCGGCCAAGGUGGCCAUCCUGCAGGGGGCGACGGCGUUCAUCCGGGAGGCGCGGGCGGACGAGCGCAGGCUGCUGAAGAAGAAGGACGAGCUGACGAAGAGGAGCAGGGAGCUGCAGCGGCGCCUGGAGCGGCUCCGGACGCUACAUUAGCCGCUAAACGGCUUUUAACUAGUUUUCAUGUUGGAAACGGAGGCGGAGCUUAGAGAGUCAAAAUGACCGCAGGACAGAAACGGGUUCUAUCAGAACCGCCGGGUCAGAACCUUUAUUUAUUUACUCUAAUUUAACCUAGCUGUGUUUAAUUUGUCCCCCUUCUGUUGUGAAAUGAUUUUAUUUUUAUAUUUUAUAGAAAUCAAACAUGUCAAAAUAAAAGCCCUGAUUUGCUUGGAC
Xiphophorus hellerii (green swordtail) is the source of this 1738-nucleotide messenger RNA. Its product is annotated as transcriptional regulator Myc-B-like. Bases 386 to 1501 code for a protein of 371 amino acids. Gene Ontology annotation, biological process: regulation of DNA-templated transcription. The transcript has 3 exons. The record is from RefSeq and is a predicted model, not a curated record. Gene Ontology annotation, molecular function: protein dimerization activity; DNA-binding transcription factor activity. NCBI's taxonomy places the organism in Eukaryota, Metazoa, Chordata, Actinopteri, Cyprinodontiformes, Poeciliidae.